Molecule: messenger RNA, 1410 nt
Organism: Bacillus rossius redtenbacheri
Lineage: Eukaryota; Metazoa; Arthropoda; Insecta; Phasmatodea; Bacillidae
Product: elastin-like
Exons: 2
Coding region: 118-1227 (369 amino acids)
Source: RefSeq, a predicted model, not a curated record
CUCUCGAGCGGAAGAAACAGCAAUUCUUCAUUCGGGAAUCGGGGGUAUAAAUGCCCGGGCAUACUAUCCCGCACGACACAUUUCACAUUUGCUCCGGCGAAGAAAUAAGCCACCACCAUGAUCACUAAGGUGGUUGCCUUGGCGGCCCUGCUCGCCAUCCCGGCCAGCGGGCAGUGCGGCUGCGGCUGCGGCGGGUGGGUCCACCCGGGUCUCGCCCCUCUGGCGCCCGUCUACCCCGACCUGGGUGCCCCCGGCUGGGGCUACCCGCGGCUGAUCUCGGCGCUGGCACCCCGGGGAAGCACCGCAUCUUCUUCCUCCUCCAGCUCGUCCGCGGCGUCUGGCUCCGGAGGUAGUUCCUCCUCCUCCUCCUCCACUUCCUCCGCAGGGGCCUCGCUGCCCUACGGAGCGUCGGCUCCCGUCGUGCAGGUGGCUCCCGUCUACCCGCCCUGCGGCGGGUUCUUCGGCGACUACUGGGGCGGUCGCGGCCACCCAGGGGUGUUCCCCGGGUUCGGCUCCGCCGCGUCGUCGAGUUCCUCGGCGGCUGGCGGCGGCGGGAGUGCCGCGUCGUCGUCUUCCUCUUCGUCGUCCGCCUCUGGCGGCGUCCUCGGAGCGCCCCUGGCGCCGAUAGUCCCGACCUUCCCCGUGUUCCCGCCGUCGUUCCCGGUCGCCCCUGCGCUGCCCUCCUGGGGCGGUGUCUUCGGCGGGUGCGGCGGCGUCUGGGGAGGAUAUGGCUACCCUAGCGGCAUUGUGUCAGGAGUCGGUUCUUCCGGAGCUUCUUCAUCGUCCAGCUCUGCGGCGGCUAGUGGCCUUGGAAGUGCUUCUUCUUCAUCAUCUGCUUCUGCAAGCGCAUCUAACCCUGGGUAUGGAUAUGGAUCAGCAGCUCCUUACGUCUCCGUGGCACCGAUAGCACCAUCUUACCCCGUUGCACCUAUUUUGCCAUCUUAUCCCGUGGCACCAGCCCUGCCAAUCGCCCCUAUAGCUCCCGCUGCACCUUCUUGGGGCGGUAUUGUUGGUGGGUACGGAAUCGGCUCUGGUAUCGGCGGUGUCUGGGGAGGAUACGGCCUCCCCGGGGCUGCGUCCAGCGCCUCCGCCGCUGCUGCACUCGGCGGUCUCUCCGGCGGCCUUAUCGGAGGAUACGGAUACCCUUCAGUCGGCGUGGGAGCUGCCUCCUCGGCCAGCGCUGCUGGUGUCGGGCUGGGCGGCCUCUACCCGAGACCCUGCUACUGAAGGAAGUCCAAACCCCAACGGCUAGGGAUUCACUUCAGGUCGCUUGUCCGAGAAACGUGCGCUGCUGCCAGCUGACGAACAUUCCCAACGAGCACAGACUGUACAUACAUAUAUUUUUUGUAACCUUAAAAAACAAUUUUUUGAAAUGCAAUUUAUCAUGCAUAAAUAAAAUUGUGCGCCCUA